Messenger RNA from Entelurus aequoreus (snake pipefish), 4434 nucleotides. Its product is annotated as peroxisomal succinyl-coenzyme A thioesterase-like. Gene Ontology annotation, molecular function: fatty acyl-CoA hydrolase activity. NCBI's taxonomy places the organism in Eukaryota, Metazoa, Chordata, Actinopteri, Syngnathiformes, Syngnathidae. Bases 133 to 1602 code for a protein of 489 amino acids. The transcript has 11 exons. Gene Ontology annotation, biological process: fatty acid metabolic process; acyl-CoA metabolic process. The record is from RefSeq and is a predicted model, not a curated record.
GGGGAGGACAAUGUGCGGCUCACGCGCUCGCUCAGGAAGACUCGUGGAAGAAGACGCUGGCCUUCCUGCGUGAGAAUCUGUACGCCGCUCACUAGCGCCCCCUGUGCCCGCCCACUGAACAACAACCAGCUAAUGCGCCACCUUGUGUCCGACCUGAGAAGUCCUCUCAGGGGGAGGAGCCCUCCUUUUGUUUUUUUCUUUUUGUUUUUUAGGAAGUGUCCUUGUUGGUGGUCCAAUAAUCCUCUUCCUCUUCAUCUCAGCUGCAUUAGUUUGACACACGGAUCCAGAAUGGACACCAGGAGACACAACGAGCACACGGACGCGGUCAAGCUGUCGGUCCAUCCGUCCAGAGGCCUGGUGGACGAGAAGUUUGUCAUCCUGGUCCAGAACGCGCCCCCCGGCGUCCAGCUCACCGUCCACGCCUCCCACCGCAGCGAGGACGGACACGACUGGGAGGCGUUUGCUCACUACGUGUCCGACGCCGGCGGCUCCGUGGACGUCUCCAAGGAUGUCAGCUUGGGGGGCACGUACUCGGGACUGGAGCCCAUGGGUCUCCUGUGGAGCCUCAGACCGGUUCCGGGCAGCCGACCUGGACUCAGGAUGAGGAAGAUGAAGGUGCAGACCCCCAUGGAGGUCACCAUCUCCGUGCGGCGGGGUCACGGCACUCAGGGCUUCCUGGACCAGGUGGUGCUGGCCUCCCAGGCGGUGGAGCGCUGGUACAUGGCGCCCGGCGUCCGCAGGAUCCCCGUCACGACGGACGGACUGUCUGCGACCCUCUUCCUGCCCUCAGGACCCGGACCCUUCCCCGGAGUCUUGGACCUGUGGGGGGGCGGAGGAGGUCUCGUGGAGUAUCGUUCCUCGCUGCUCGCCUCCCACGGCUUCGCCUCCAUGGCCCUCAACUACCUGAGCCCCAAGGCCAGCCAAGAGACGGGCAAGAUGGUGGACGACUCCUACUUCCAGGCGGCGCUGAGAGUCCUGCAGGAACAUCCCCAGGUGCUCGGCAACAGGGUGGCCUUGGUGGGCCUCUGCCUGGGCAGCGGCGUCUGCCUGAAAAUCGCCGUCCACGCCUCAAGCGUGAAGCCUCGGUGUUUGGUGUGCGUCAGCGGGACUCACGUCAUGCCGCCGACAGGAACCUUUGAUUACUGGAACAACGCUAAAUGUCGCUACAACGAACACAAAGAGGUGAUCUCUCGUGACGUCUUGCUGCCGCUCCCCACUGACCCCGCCCUCAAAGUGGACGUAGGACGCCUGCAGUGCCCCCUGCUGCUGAUAGUUGGUCAGGACGACCAGAACCUUGCUAGCCCUGAGUCUGCUGCUGAUAUGAAGGCCAUGAUGGAGCAGGCGGGCAACAGUCACAUGCUGACGCUGGUGUCUUACCCACAUGCUGGUCACCUGAUCGAGCCCCCGUACUCACCACACAUCCGAGCCAGCUUCUUCCGCUCCGCCUUCGCGGGACACCAGCGCCCGUUCACCUUCUUGGCGCUGUGGGGCGGGCAGACGUCGUGGCACAGUCGCGCUCAGGAGGACGCCUGGAAGAAGACGCUGGACUUCCUGUUUGAGCAUCUCUACCGCGGCGUGGCCCCGCCCAGGUCGCACCUCUGAGUGGCGUUCGGACGGACCGACGCUUACGUCCUUUCUGCCCUUCGUGCACAGGCGGCCACUCAUCAGCAGGGGGCGGCAAUGUACACGUUGUUCAUAUUUACCACAACAAUCUUUUUAGGGUCAUUUCCUGUGGACUCCGUCAAUCAAACGUCAGCUUUAUUAGGAACAUAAUAACAACGUGAAUGUGGCAUGCUAACAUUAGCAUCCUAACAGUUAGCAUAUGUCAUGUACCAAUUUAUAUGACGCUAAGGCAUACGCAUGCAAAAUUAACUAAAAAAUCUGGCAUGCUAACAUUAGCAUGUUAACAGUUAGCAUAUGUCACUUACCAAGUUAUGUGACUCAGUGGUGUACGGCGGCAAAAUUGACAAAAAAAAAAGUUAGCAUGCUAACAGUUAGCAUAUGUCACAUACCAAGUUAUGUGACUCUGUGGUGUACGGCUGCAAAAUUGACAAAAAAAAAGUUAGCAUGCUAACAGUUAGCAUAUGUCACAUACCAAGUUAUGUGACUCAGAGGUGUACGGCGGCAAAAUUGACACAAAAAAAGUUAGCAUGCUAACAGUUAGCAUAUGUCACAUACCAAAUUAUGUGACUCUGUGGUGUACGGCUGCAAAAUUGACAAAAAAAAAGUUAGCAUGCUAACAGUUAGCAUAUGUCACAUACCAAGUUAUGUGACUCUGUGGUGUACGGCUGCAAAAUUGACAAAAAAAAAAGUUAGCAUGCUAACAGUUAGCUAAUGUCACAUACCAAGUUAUGUGACUCAGAGGUGUACGGCUGCAAAAUUUGUUUAAAAAAAAGUUAGCAUGCUAAUGUUGUUAUGUUAGCAUCCUAACAGUUAGUAUAUGUUAUGUACCAAUUUAUAUGACGCUAAGGCAUACGCAUGCAAAAUUAACUAAAAAACCUGCAUACUAACAUUAGCAUGUUAACAGUUAGCAUAUGUCACUUACCAAGUUAUGUGACUCAGUGGUGUACGGCGGCAAAAUUGACAAAAAAAAAAGUUAGCAUGCUAACAGUUAGCAUAUGUCACAUACCAAGUUAUGUGACUCUGUGGUGUAUGGCUGCAAAAUUGACCAAAAAAAAGUUAGCAUGCUAACAGUUAGCAUAUGUCACAUACCAAGUUAUGUGACUCUGUGGUAUACGGCUGCAAAAUUGACAAAAAAAAAGUUAGCAUGCUAACAGUUAGCAUAUGUCACAUACCAAGUUAUGUGACUCUGUGGUGUAUGGCUGCAAAAUUGACCAAAAAAAAAGUUAGCAUGCUAACAGUUAGCGUAUGUCACAUACCAAGUUAUGUGACUCAGAGUUGUACGGCUGCAAAAUUGACCCAAAAAAAAGUUAGCAUGCUAAAAGUUAGCAUAUGUCACAUACCAAGUUAUAAGACUCUGUGGUGUAUGGCUGCAAAAUUGACAAAAAAAAAAGUUAGCAUAUGUCACAUACCAAGUUAUGUGACUCUGUGGUGUACGGCUGCAAAAUUGACAAAAAAAAAGUUAGCAUGCUAACAGUUAGCUAAUGUCACAUACCAAGUUAUGUGACUCGGAGGUGUACGGCUGCAAAAUUGACAAAAAAAAGUUAGCAUGCUAACAGUUAGCUAAUGUCACAUACCAAGUUAUGUGACUCAGAGGUGUACGGCUGCAAAAUUGACAAAAAAAAAAGUUAGCAUGCUAACAGUUAGCGAGUGACAAGUGCUAAGUUAUAUGACUGAGAUGUACGGCGGCAAAAUUGGCAAAAAAAUUUGCAUGCUAACAGUUAGCUAAUGUCACAUAACAAGUUAUGUGACUCAGAGGUGUACGGCUGCAAAAUUGACAAAAAAAAAAAGUUAGCAUUCUAACAGUUAGCAUAUGUCACAUACCAAGUUAUGUGACUCAGUGGUGUACGGCGGCAAAAUUGACCAAAAAAAAAGUUAGCAUGCUAACAGCUAGCAUAUGUCACAUACCAAGUUAUGUGACUCUGUGGUGUAUGGCUGCAAAAUUGACCAAAAAAAAGUUAGCAUGCUAACAGUUAGCAUAUGUCACAUACCAAGUUAUGUGACUCUGUGGUGUACGGCUGCAAAAUUGACCAAAAAAAAGUUAGCAUGCUAACAGUUAGCUAAUGUCACAUACCAAGUUAUGUGACUCAGAGGUGUACGGCUGCAAAAUUUGAUUAAAAUCAAUCAAUCAAUCAAUCAAUAUUUAUUUAUAUAGCCCUAAAUCACAAGUAAAAAAAAGUUAGCAUGCUAAUGUUAUUAUGUUAGCAUCCUAACAGUUAGUAUAUGUUAUGUACCAAUUUAUAUGACGCUAAGGCAUACGCAUGCAAAAUUAACUAAAAAAUCUGGCAUGCUAACAUUAGCAUGUUAACAGUUAGCAUAUGUCACUUACCAAGUUAUGUGACUCAGUGGUGUACGGCGGCAAAAUUGACAAAAAAAAAGUUAGCAUGCUAACAGUUAGCAUAUGUCACAUACCAAGUUAUGUGACUCUGUGGUGUACGGCUGCAAAAUUGACCAAAAAAAAGUUAGCAUGCCAACAGUUAGCAUAUGUCACAUACCAAGUUAUGUGACUCAGAGUUGUACGGCUGCAAAAUUGACCCAAAAAAAAGUUAGCAUGCUAACAGUUAGCAUAUGUCACAUACCAAGUUAUGUGACUCUGUGGUGUAUGGCUGCAAAAUUGACAAAAAACAAAAGUUAGCAUAUGUCACAUACCAAGUUAUGUGACUCUGUGGUGUACGGCUGCAAAAUUGAUGAAAAAAAAGUUAGCAUGCUAACAGUUAGCUAAUGUCACAUACCAAGUUAUGUGACUCAGAGGUGUACGGCUGCAAAAUUGACAAAAAAAAAAGUUAGCAUGCUAACAGUUAGCGAGUGACAAGU